CGCGUGGGGCAUGCAACUCUCCCACCAAUUUAAUCGAUUUUAUUAAUUCUGUUACUGUGAUAAUAGAAAUUCCCGAUGAUACUGCACAUUAGCUGUUGUACGUGAGAUUUGACAGAUUAAAUUCAGACCCUGACCUGUGACAAUGGGGACAGCUCGCUCGAUCAUUCAGUUUUAGGGCUGAGGGUGCAAGGGAAUUACUACUGAAUUCAUCAUAAAUAAGUGAUACAAAGGCUCGAAGGGUUGCGCGAAAAACUCGGUAUCGAUUUUUAAUGCGGGAGACUGUAUUUUUAAAGGGAUGAGCAUCGUGGGACUGUUUAAUGGGGCGAAUUUAUUGAUUUUAAUUUAUAUUCAAUUUAUGAGUGUUGCAUGGGGCAAGGGGCGACGGGGAUGACGCGCGAUUGAUGGGGAUUUUAAUGCUGUUGUAUUUGUUUUUGUAGAUGUGUAGGGCUUCGACGGACGAGUGGGUUUGGGCCCGUUUUUUGGUGCUAUGAUGAGGAUAACGGGGGUUUUUUUAUUUCUACUGGGAAUUGUCUCGAUCACCAGUGGUGUUGAUCUAUCGCAAUGUAUCGCACCACUUGGCAUGGAAUCUGGCGCUAUUGUGGACGAAGAUAUUACCGCAAGCUCGAGUUUCGAGAGUGGAAAUGUCGGUCCGCGUCAGGCAAGACUCAGGACGGAAAAUAAUGGCGGCGCAUGGUGUCCAAAAGGCGAAAUAACGAGUGAACCACGCGAGUGGCUUGAAAUCGAUUUGCAUUCGGUUCACAUGAUCACUGGUACAAAUACUCAAGGACGUUUUGGUAAUGGGGUGGGGGUUGAAUACGCAGAGGGUUACUUGCUGGAGUAUUGGAGGCCACGUCUUGGUAAAUGGGUCCGUUAUCGUGACAUCAAAGGGAAUGAGAUCAUGAAGGGCAACACAAACACAUACUCGGAGACAAAACACGACUUGGAUCCACCGUUGUGGGCGAGCAAGAUACGCUUCCUGCCGUACAGUAAUCAUAGACGUACCGUAUGCAUGCGGGUGGAGAUUUAUGGGUGCUAUUGGCACGAUGGAAUUGUUGCUUACUCGAUGCCUCAAGGGGACAAGAGGGGAAACGAAUGGGAGUUUUUCGACGCCACUUACGAUGGUUACUGGGACGGAGAGUUGAGACACGGGUUGGGACAAUUAGUUGAUGGAAAAAUUGGCCCUGAUAAUUUCAAAAUGGGGUAUUAUGACUCGGCUAGGAGCAGGGGCUGGGUUGCCUGGAGAAAUGACACUAGAAGUAAUCAACCCAUUGAGAUCAAAUUUGAAUUCGAUAAAAUUCGAGAAUUUGCGGCUGUUCAUUUGUAUUGUAAUAAUCAGUUCAGCAGGGAUGUCCAGGUAUUCUCGCAGGUCGAAGUGUCUUUCAGUAUUGGAGGGACAUUCUUCAUGGGUGAGCCCAUAAUCUACAACUACAUGGAGGAUAAAAUAUUCGAGACAUCACGGAAUAUAACGAUAAAGCUACAUCAUCGAGUUGGAAAAUUCGUGAAAUUACAGCUCUACUUUUCAUCAAAAUGGAUCAUGCUGAGUGAAAUAAUAUUUGACUCAGACAUUGCCCAUGGAAAUUUCACCGCGGAGGAGUUCCUGACGACUGAGGGAUCUCUCUCGAGCGACGUAAUGCCCAACGGUAAGCCCGGAGGGGCUCAGAAUGAAGCUCCGGUGUUUACCGCAAAGCAGGAUGAUCCCACAUACAUGGCUGUUGUAAUUGGUGUACUAACAGCGGUAAUUCUCUUACUGGCAGUUGCAAUAUUUUUCAUAGUAACUCGUCAUCGUCAGCGCAAAUGUUUUGCCAGUCCAAUGGCUGUUAAAGUGCCAUCCCACCUUGGCUCAACGUGCGCUACAGUGGAAAAGGGCGCUGCACUUAUACCAUAUACACUUGAAGACGAUGAGAGGUAUCCAACUGGGAAUGUUCCGACACUGGCUCAUGAGCUUGACAAUCGACAUGUGGAUAUUGUUAAAUUAGAUGAUUAUCAGGAGCCGUAUCAGGCACUUAAGUAUGCGCCGUAUUAUAGUUACAGUACUAUUAUUAUGGAGAUGAAGGAUAUGAUGCUUAAUAAUAUGGCGUCGAAUGCUGUUAAUUAUACUGCAGUGCCAGAGAUGAACAGUACAAAAAUUCCACUUUUAAACUGCGAGUCAGGUGUCUACACCACCCACGAAAUAGUCUCGAGUUCAAUUUCCAGUAGUGGCAGCGACCAGGAGAGUAUAUUUUCAAAAGGCUCCUCCCGGAAUAGUCGGCUAGACGAUAAAAAGUCACCGACCCAACAGGAGGUUCUCACGGCUCUUAAGAGACGACUGGAGCAGUCAACGGUGCCCCUGUUCUCUCGGCAUCGACUCCGUAUGCUGUCCAAACUGGCUGAGGGUGCAUUUGGAACGAUAUACGUGGCUGAGGCUGAGGGAAUUCCAGAUUAUGGUACGAGCAUUACUACCCUGGGAAAGAGGCUCGUAGCAGUUAAAUUUUUACUCCCUGAAGCGAGUGAAAAAGAAAAAUUGGACUUUCAGCGAGAUGUUCGAAUACUCGCUGCACUCGAGGAUGUUAAUAUAGCGAGGGUACUUGGUGUUUGUUGUCGUGAGGAGCCUUAUUGCGUUGUAAUGGAGUAUCUUGAGCAUGGAGAUCUCUCUCAAUUUUUGAAAACCCAUAUCACUGUUGAGGAUGCUCAUCCAAUGCCCAUUGGCGUUAAGACAUUGAGUUUUAAUUGUCUCAUCUACAUGGCUGCACAAAUUGCAUCGGGUAUGAGAUACCUUGAGAAUCUAAAUUUUGUACAUCGAGAUUUGGCUACGAGAAAUUGUCUGGUGGGCAAGGCUUAUCACAUAAAAAUAUCAGAUUUUGGAACGGACAAUGAACUCUACGCUAGUGAUUAUUACAAAGUCAGUGAUGGUGCUCUUCUUCCUAUUCGAUGGAUGGCUUGGGAGUGUGUCUUCCUACGAAAAUACACGACAAAAAGCGACGUCUGGGCAUUCGCAGUGACCCUCUGGGAAAUCCUCAAUUUGGGUCGUCACGUGCCUUACGAGCAUUUGACUGACGAAGAAGUCAUCGACAAUCUUCAACAACAUCAUCAAGACAACACGCGAUGCAGCACUCUGACCAAGAAUGAUCACGAAAUUAAAUUAUUAUUCGAGUAUUUACCAAAACCAACAACAUCGAGUAAAGAUAUUUACGAUCUGAUGCUCGAGUGUUGGCGUCGCGACGAAAAUUCGAGACCGACAUUCCGUGAAAUAACACUAUUCCUCCAGAGAAAAAAUCUCGGUUAUGCACCUACUUGUUGAACUAAUGAACGAAUGACGAAAUAACGAAAUAUAAACGUUCGAUAAAAUCGCGAAUUGAACAAUCAGUUGGACGGUUUCAAAUGAGGGAACUAAAUAUCUGAGAUAAUUGAUGCAUUUUAACGUAAUAAUGUAGAAUGCAUUGCGAAUGAAAUCUGUUGAAUGAAUAUUAUUGCACCGAUGUUUAGUGAUUAACGAAAUAGAAUACCAAAAGAUAAAUGAACAAAUCUAAAAAAAACGUGAAUGAAGUUAAGUUUGACAUAAUUAGAAUGAUCAAGGAAAUUGAUUUUACAUAUCUAGUAGCUGUGUUACUAAGAGGAGAAAAUAAUUACCUAUAAAUGCCAAAAUCCUACGAAUCACCACUAACUCGUGAUACGUGUACUAUAUCAUUUUAAAUGUUUGCAAUAACUAGGCUGUAAUUUAAUUUUAACAAGGAUGAACAAAUUUAUCCUUUGUUCUGAAUGUCAAAGACUCGAAUAUAUCAUUCACACAUAACGAAUAAUUUUUGAUUGUACAAUAGACCGCUGUGUAAUGGUUGCGUUAUAUCAAAUACAUAUGUAUCAUUGUUAUGAAAUAUUUGUAUAUACUCUAUGCGUAAUAGCCGGGAUCAAUGCAGAUGACGAGAAAAAAAAAUAUGAAAAUUUAGAGUUACGCCGAUUAUAAAUGAAUAUGAGUGUAGAAUGGAAAUUAUAUGGGAGUGUGGAAAGCCAUUAUUAUUGGAAACAACGAAUAGAAGUGUAUUGAUGAGAAAUUCUUCUUCAACGAGUGAUAUAUAAGCACAUAUACAUUUACUUUGAUCUGUCGUGCAAUGUAUUUGUCGCAUAUUAUCCGAUUGUUUUUAAUAAAAGUUUUGUUUUAACUGCUA
Messenger RNA from Diachasma alloeum, 4139 nucleotides. It is a transcript of the gene Ddr, whose product is annotated as discoidin domain-containing receptor 2. The transcript has 14 exons. Gene Ontology annotation, cellular component: signaling receptor complex. Gene Ontology annotation, biological process: protein phosphorylation; multicellular organism development; cell surface receptor protein tyrosine kinase signaling pathway. The coding region runs from base 488 to 3277 and encodes 929 amino acids. Lineage: Eukaryota; Metazoa; Arthropoda; Insecta; Hymenoptera; Braconidae. The record is from RefSeq and is a predicted model, not a curated record. Gene Ontology annotation, molecular function: protein tyrosine kinase collagen receptor activity; ATP binding; collagen binding.